This is a messenger RNA of Tupaia belangeri chinensis (Chinese tree shrew), 677 nucleotides long. Its product is annotated as cancer/testis antigen 55-like. The transcript has 5 exons. Bases 1 to 645 code for a protein of 214 amino acids. NCBI's taxonomy places the organism in Eukaryota, Metazoa, Chordata, Mammalia, Scandentia, Tupaiidae. The record is from RefSeq and is a predicted model, not a curated record.
AUGGUAGUUCUGGAAGAAGAAGAAACAGCUUUUGAAUUGAAAGCAAUCAAAGUGGAUGUGCUCUGUGAUGGUAUGGAGGACUCUGGACUAUCAGACUUUGGAACCAGAGUUAUAACUGGCUGUGUUACCUCUGUAAGCAGAGAUGCUGUCUACGUUGAUGAGAAAACUUCUUUCUCCCUAGAUAGUGUUUCUGAAGAAGUACUCUGUGAUGGUAUGGAGGACUCUGGACUAUCAGACUUUGGAACCAGAGUUAUAACUGGCUGUGUUACCUCUGUAAGCAGAGAUGCUGUCUACGUUGAUGAGAAAACUUCUUUCUCCCUAGAUAGUGUUUCUGAAGCCUUUAUGCCUUACAAGGGUGACUGGAUAGAAGUUGAGUACUCCAUCGUGCCAGGUGCAAAAAACAUCAAGGUGCACUCAGCAAAGCCCUUGUUCUGCAGACAUCUGGAGGAGGUCUGCAUCACCAGCCUACAUGGAAGAAAUGGGGUGGUAAAUGGUAUUAUCUUCUUCACCUUGGAUUCUCUGGAACUUCCAGAUGGAUACAAACCCCAGAAACAUGAUAUUGUCAAUGUUGAUGCAGUGGAGAGUGUUCAGUCAUGCUACAUUUGGAGAGCAGUUUCUAUGACCCCAGUGCAAAAUUCAUUAUAAAAAGUAUUUAUUUUCUGUUUAUGUUUUCUCCU